ACCACGGGAACUUUAACGUCCACCUGAGCGGGCAGGCGGACGGACAGUUCUGCGGCAGCGUAGUUUUAUUACACUCUCCCAGAAGUACUUUGGCUCUUAUUGAGCACAUUUCCUAUUUUCAGAAGAAUAAAGCAUUAAGAAACGUUCGUAUCAACCAAUAGGUGCACGUAAACGGAAGACCGUGUAGCCGAGUCUACGGUUUGCGAGAAGAUUAUGGAACUCUUGGGGCAGAAUAAAGUGGAUCAUCAUAAGCGAAAAGUGGUCAUCUUGAGUCAAGACGGGUUCUACAAGAUUCUCACCCGUGAGCAACAGAACAAGGCAUUUAAGGGACAGUACAACUUUGAUCACCCAGAUGCUUUUGAUAACGACCUUACACUGAAAACGCUGAAAGACAUCUUGGAUGGGAAGACCGUUAAGGUUCCCACGUAUGAUUUUGUCACUAACUCCAGGUUAGCGGAAACCGUGACUGUGUACCCAGCAGAUGUGGUUCUUUUUGAGGGAAUCCUGAUGUUUUAUAAUCAGGCGAUCAGAGACCUGUUCCAUCUUAAACUGUUUGUCGACACAGACUCCGAUGUACGUCUUUCCCGCAGAGUGUUCCGGGAUAUGAAGCGAGGAAGAGACUUGGAACAAAUUCUGACUCAAUACACAACGUUUGUAAAGCCGGCAUUUGAGGAGUUCUGCCUUCCGACAAAGAAAUACGCAGAUGUUAUUAUUCCCCGAGGAGUUGAUAAUAUGGUUGCAAUUAACCUGAUUGUGCAGCACAUACAAGACAUUCCGAACAGAGAGGUCGGUAAGCGGCAACGGGGGGUCAUGGACGGCCACAGCAAGCAACAAAAACGCCCCUCCUCAGAUCACGUGGAUAGCGUGCACAACACAAGCAAGCGGGCCCACCUGGAACCCAGCAGCCGUCCCCACUGAGCAACGGUAAAUACCCCCAUGUUCCAAAUACCAGUGCCAUUUCGUGAGAGCCGAGAGAGUGAAAACAGAACGGGAGAGGAGAUCUGGCCCCUUAACCACGUUCCUCCCGCACUUCACUCUCGCCGACGGACCCUGCCCAACCAAUUUCAGUUCGUCGGGAAAGAUCUCCAAUGUUUCUGCGUGGAGGUAAAUCAAAUCGAUCUGCGACAUACAACACGUAACUCACCUUACAUUGUACAUUAUGUAUCUUUGACCAUGACCUUUCCAAUCGCUUUCAACUAAGAUUUCUUACUGUAUUUCUCUGUGCAGACUUCAAUCCUGUUACAAACUAGUUAAUUAUCCGUCCAUCUCUUUUUUUUAAAAAAAAAAGUAUAAACCGGUCAAUGACGUCUGCCCCAUAUCCAGAACUCUGCUUUUGUGGUUCCGUGUGUGGGAUGGGAAAAGGGAGAAAUCCUUUCAAUGUCUUCCUUAAAGCUCAUGAAUCUUGCAUGUGUGUCAUCCAGUUCGGCAAUCUAGUGUUAAUGUUUCAUGGUGUUCAGUCAACCUUUCAGCCAGUUUUCACAUCAAAGCUGCAGCUGUGAUGCUCAUAAUGGAGCACUGUGUACUCGGCAAAAGCAUUUUAAAAAGAUUUUUAAUACAAUACUACAUUAGGAUGGCAGAUUAGCUUUGGAUAGUGUUUUUCACGUCGGGAGGCUGUCCCAAGAUCACCCCCUGACCUGCUCAGUUCCAGAAAAUAUAAGCUAUACUCAGAAGGACUUUACACCAAUGGUGUAACCUGCUGAAAACUGGUUACAAGACAACUCAGAGAGUUAGAGCACUCGCCUCGCAAGCGAGAGGACCUGGGUUUAAUUCCCGGC
This is a messenger RNA of Callorhinchus milii (elephant shark), 1775 nucleotides long. RefSeq names its product uridine-cytidine kinase 1 (gene uck1). The transcript has 7 exons. Lineage: Eukaryota; Metazoa; Chordata; Chondrichthyes; Chimaeriformes; Callorhinchidae. Gene Ontology annotation, molecular function: ATP binding; kinase activity. The record is from RefSeq and is a predicted model, not a curated record. Bases 214 to 918 code for a protein of 234 amino acids. Gene Ontology annotation, cellular component: cytoplasm; cytosol.